Messenger RNA from Triticum urartu, 1434 nucleotides. RefSeq lists its product as uncharacterized. Gene Ontology annotation, molecular function: catalytic activity. NCBI's taxonomy places the organism in Eukaryota, Viridiplantae, Streptophyta, Magnoliopsida, Poales, Poaceae. The record is from RefSeq and is a predicted model, not a curated record.
GAAGCUGCAUGCAUCGCCCGUCUCCCUCGCCAUCCCCACCGCCUGCCCCCUUCUGCCCCCCUCUCCUUGCCGGGUUGCAGGGCGCGCUCCAGCUCUCCGUGUUCCCCUCGCCGGGAACCUGAGCUGAUCAUUUCCUUUCCCACCGAUCGGUCCGUCUACUAGGAGCCGACGAUCGACAACAACCCAAUUCGUUCCAGCUCUCGACCGCUCGUUCAUCCGGCCCGCCGGGCCAUGCGCUGGAGGUAAGCCGGCGCCGACACCGACAUCGCCUGCAGUUCUCUCUCCCCCCUCUCUCUUGGACGUCCGGGCCGGGAGGGGAGGAGAGAAGACCAGAAGGACCGACGACACCUCGCGGCGCGAGCACGGAGGAGGAGGAGGAGUGGUGCGGGGAGACGAAGACGAUCUGCUGAGAUGGCGACGGCGAUGGACACGACGGUGCCGAGGAGCGGGGUGGGGGAAGGCGGCGGCGGCGGUGGGCUGAAGAAGGGGCCGUGGACGCAGGCGGAGGACCGGGUGCUGCUCGACCACGUGCGGCGGCACGGCGAGGGCAACUGGAACGCGGUGCGCCGGGAGACCGGGCUGCAGCGCUGCGGCAAGAGCUGCCGGCUCCGGUGGGCCAACCACCUCCGCCCCAACCUCCGCAAGGGCCCCUUCUCCCCCGAGGAGGAGCGCCUCAUCCUCCGCCUCCACGGCCUCAUCGGCAACAAGUGGGCGCGCAUCUCAACACACCUGCCGGGGAGGACGGACAACGAGGUCAAGAACUUCUGGAACACGCGCCUCAAGCGCCGGCAGCGCGCCGGGCAGUCGCUCUACCCGCCGGACGUCGAGCGGGAGAUCGCCCUCAUGCGCGCCCAGAACAUCAACCCGUUCGCCGACGCGGACGGCAACACUGCGGCGUCGCCGUUCUCGGACCCGUUCGCGCUGCCUCCCAGGCCGCCGUCGUCCACCAAACCGGCCUCUCACUCUCACUCCUCGCCGCUGAUCGACCAGCACCACCCGCUCCUCAACCAGAUGCAGGGGAUGCAGAUGCGCCACCACGCCGCACAGCACCAGCACCCGCAGCCGGCGUUCCACCACCACCACCAUCACCACCACGGCGGCAUGAGGGCUGCGGGGCUCCCGCCGUUGCCGGCCACGGCGGCCAGGCCGCGCGAGCUCCCUUCGAACCAAAUCGAGACGGCGAGCUGCAGCGGCGGCGGCGACGGCCUGCUCGAGGCGCUGCUGCUCGGCGUCGACGACCAUCAACUCCCCCGUCCCAACCAUGGCGUGUGCAGGGCCGGCUCCAUGCCCGAUCUCAUGUACGGCGGCGUCUCGAGCGCCAGCGACAGCGACGAUACCUCGCAGUUCCCUCCCGGAGGCCAGGACGCGCACCAUGGCGGGAAAUGGGACUUCCUCAUCGGUCAGUGCAUUCAUCCAUCUCGCUGCUCUUUCUGA